UCCAACUUUGAUGGAAAUCCAAAUUUCCAUUAAAAUUCCAGGCAAAAAAAAAUCAAAACAAAGAGGCAUGACGAACAUUUUAAAGGAAUUAAAAUACGAUUGCAGGGUAAGCUCGGUGCUUAAUCGCAACAACAAGGAAAAUGGCAAAAAGUAUCUUUUUGACGACUCGGAUGAGACUUGUUGGAGUUCCGAUUCAGGCACACCACAAUUCAUCUUGCUGGAUUUCGAGUCGGUAGUUCCAGCGAUUAGCGGUGUAAAAAUACAAUUUCAGGGAGGAUUUGCCGGCAAAGAUUGCACAAUGAUUCUUUCAAAGGCUGACGGAACAGAGGAAAUUAAACAAGACUUUUUCCCUGACGACAUAAACAAAGCUCAAGUAUUCAACCUUAAGGAAUCCGUGGAAAAUGUUAAGAGCAUACGAAUUGUGUUCGAAAGUAGUUUUGACUUUUUCGGAAGGAUUGUGAUAUAUAGUCUGGAAAUUUUAAGAUAAAAAAAAACAAACUAUAUUAUCUCAUCUAUGUAUUUUAUUUCUGUCUCUAAGUAAAUUUUUGCUAGAUCUAUUUAAUAUGUAAUAAUAAUGUAUGUCAUCAAUUAGUUUAUUUACGUUUAAAAUUUAAAAGUAAAUCAAUCAUCAGCAUUUUUUUUAAAUUUAUGUUUAUAUUUGUCGUCCUCAAUUUU
This is a messenger RNA of Culicoides brevitarsis, 675 nucleotides long. Its product is annotated as nuclear receptor 2C2-associated protein. Lineage: Eukaryota; Metazoa; Arthropoda; Insecta; Diptera; Ceratopogonidae. Bases 11 to 487 code for a protein of 158 amino acids. The transcript has 3 exons. The record is from RefSeq and is a predicted model, not a curated record.